GCGGGACGAACCGGAAGAAGGUGAAAUGCUUUGGGUAGGCACUCCAAGGCUGUGAAGAUGGCGGCAGCUGCGUGGCUUCAGGUGCUGCCUGUCAUUCUUAUUCUUCUGGGGGCUCAGAGGUCCCGACUGUCGCUUUUCAGUGUAGGACCGGCACCCGUCGCUGCUGCCGACCGAUCCAAGUGGCACAUUCCGAUAACGUCGGGGAAAAAUUAUUUUGGUUUUGGGAAGAUUCUCUUCAAAAAUACCACUAUCUUCCUGAAAUUUGAUGGAGAACCUUGUGAUGUAUCUUUGAAUAUAACCUGGUAUCUGAAAAGUGCUAACUGUUACAAUGAAAUAUACAACUUCAAGACAGAAGAAGUGGAGACAUACUUGGAAAAUCUUAAGGAAAAAAAAGACGUGUCUGGGAAGUAUCAAACAUCAUCAAAAUUAUUCCAGAACUGCAGUGAACUCUUUAAAACACAGAGCUUUUCCAGAGAUUUUGUGCAUCGAUUGCCUCUUUUAGGAGAGAAACAGGAGGCUAAGGAGAAUGGAACAAAUCUUACCUUUACUGGAGACAAAACUGUAAUGCAUGAUCCAUUGAAAACUUGGCAAGAUGCACCAUACAUUUUUAUUGUACAUGUUGGCAUUUCCUUCUCCAAGGAAUUAUCAAAAGAAAAUCCAUCACUUAAUCUUUUUACCAUGACUGUUGAAGUGAAAGGUCCCUAUGAAUACCUGACACUUGAGGAAUAUCCAUUGAUGAUUUUUUUCAUGGUGAUGUGUAUUGUGUAUGUCCUGUUUGGUGUUCUGUGGCUUGCAUGGUCUGCUUGCUACUGGAGAGAUCUCCUGAGAAUUCAGUUUUGGAUUGGUGCUGUCAUCUUCCUGGGAAUGCUUGAGAAAGCUGUCUUCUAUGCAGAAUUUCAGAAUAUCCGAUACAAAGGAGAAUCUGUCCAAGGGGCCCUGAUCCUUGCAGAGCUUCUUUCGGCAGUUAAACGCUCACUGGCUCGAACCCUGGUCAUCAUAGUCAGUCUGGGAUAUGGCAUAGUCAAGCCUCGCCUUGGAGUCACUCUUCACAAGGUUGUAGUAGCAGGAGCCCUUUAUCUUUUGUUCUCUGGCAUGGAAGGGGUCCUCAGAGUUACUGGGGCCCAGACUGAUCUUGCUUCCUUGGCCUUUAUCCCCUUGGCUUUCCUAGACACUGCCCUGUGCUGGUGGAUAUUUAUUAGCCUGACUCAAACAAUGAAGCUAUUAAAACUUCGGAGAAACAUUGUAAAACUCUCUUUGUACCGACAUUUCACCAACACGCUUAUCUUGGCAGUUGCAGCAUCUAUUGUGUUUAUCAUCUGGACAACCAUGAAGUUCAGGAUAGUGACUUGUCAGUCGGAUUGGCGGGAGCUGUGGGUGGAUGAUGCCAUCUGGCGGUUGCUGUUCUCCAUGAUCCUCUUUGUCAUCAUGGUUCUCUGGCGACCAUCUGCAAAUAACCAGAGGUUUGCCUUUUCACCCUUGUCUGAGGAAGAGGAGGAGGAUGAACAAAAGGAGCCUAUGCUGAAAGAAAGUUUUGAAGGAAUGAAAAUGAGAAGUACCAAACAAGAACCAAAUGGAAAUAGUAAAGUAAGCAAAGCACAGGAAGAUGAUUUAAAGUGGGUAGAAGAAAAUGUUCCUUCUUCUGUAACAGAUGUAGCACUUCCAGCCCUUCUGGAUUCAGAUGAGGAACGAAUGAUCACGCACUUCGAAAGGUCCAAAAUGGAGUAAAGAAUGGGAAGAUUUGCAAUUGAAGAUGGCUAGUAUCUGGGAAGAGAUCAGCUUCUGUGUCAGUCUUUACACUGCUCCUUGGAAUUAAAGGAGGCAAUGACAUCCUGAUCUGUUCCUUGAGCUUUGUGCAUUGGAGCUGGCUAGAGGUGUUGAAACAAGGAGAACAUUCUGUUGAAAACAAGUUCAUAGGAUGAGAAAAAUCUACAAGUUUUUAAUUUGCAGCAUUGAUGCCCCUUUCCCUCCCACACUCUGACAUGGAUGUUUAUGCAACUAUGUGUGUUGUUCCUGAACCUUCUAGAAUGUUUAGAUUGUUUAAUCUGUCAAACUAAAACGUCUAACAUCUUCUAAAGAACUGUGACGUCAACGCCGUAAUAAUAUCCAGGAGCAACUGCCUGUAACUUUAUUUGGGGAGUUACAUAGGUGAUGGGGGAAGUUAUUAUCUUCGCAUUUCCUGGGAAGUGAAGAUUAAAUCUUGCAGAGGUAGUCUUGAGAAAAGAGUCCUGAGUUAAGGAGCCAUAGUUUUAUCAAUGAUUAAAAGAACAACAACAAAAAAAAGAGAAAGAGACUGUUACAGUGUGAUUCAGAUUAUUUGAAAAAGCAAAAUCAAGUGCAAUUUUGUUUACAAAUGGUGUAUAUUAAAGAUUUUUCUAUUUCAGAUGUACUUUAGAGAAAAAUAUUAGCUUGACUCUUUUGACAUCUGCUAUUGUGACACAUCCCAUUGCUGGCAAUGUGGUGCACACUCCAAAACUUUUAACUACUGUUUUGUAAGCCUCCAAGGGCAGCAUUGCGGAUUCCGAAGCAAUGCUUUGUUUGCCUUCAUGCCUUUCACUGGGUGUUGCACUAGAUGCAUAGAGGCACUCCAUCUUAAGUGCAUGUGAGUGAGCACCCUGCUAAAGGGAUUUAAUGCUUCAGAAGCAGGAGCUAAUACAAAGGAAACAGGUCCUUCUGGUUUAAACGUUUUUUUCUGCAUGAAAUAGUGUGGAGGCCCUGGACUGCUGCUCAUUUUUAGAAUCGACUGUUAUUAUAUCUGGUGAUGGCUUAGAGAUUGUUUAUAAGAAACAUCACAAGGUGAUGGGAUUCAUUUGAAGCACUAUUUGUUUGAAUGGCUUUGUCCAAUUUUGCCUCCCCACGAUUUUUGUUCUACAUAGAAAGUUCAUGCCACUUUUUAAUAUUAAAAAAAUUUUAACAAAAUUAA
Camelus dromedarius (Arabian camel) is the source of this 2920-nucleotide messenger RNA. RefSeq names its product transmembrane protein 87A (gene TMEM87A). The record is from RefSeq and is a predicted model, not a curated record. Gene Ontology annotation, biological process: retrograde transport, endosome to Golgi. Bases 58 to 1725 code for a protein of 555 amino acids. Lineage: Eukaryota; Metazoa; Chordata; Mammalia; Artiodactyla; Camelidae. Gene Ontology annotation, cellular component: Golgi apparatus; Golgi cisterna membrane. The transcript has 20 exons.